UCCGUCCAGCACGUCUCCCACCUAUUAUCGAAACCCGUUUUCUUUCUGUUGUCCCUUCCCACCAUGGCUUCAAUCGCUCGUUGCGUCAGGGCUGCCCGCCCCUCUGUUCUGUCCACCAUCUCCAAGCCCAUUGCCGCGACAUCCCGACCAGUCUUUUACCGUCCCACGCAGCGAUGCUUCUCCGCGACUCCUAUCUCUGAGGUCCGAAAAUACACCAAGGACCACGAGUGGAUCGACCUCCACGCCGACAACAAGACGGCGGUGAUCGGCAUCUCCGAGUACGCGGCCGAGGCGCUGGGCGACGUGGUCUACGUCGAGCUGCCGGAGGAGGGCGCCACGGUGGCGCAGGGCGACUCGAUCGGCGCGGUCGAGUCGGUCAAGAGCGCGUCCGACAUCAACGCCCCCGUCAGCCUGCGCAUCGUGCAGUCCAACGUCGAGCUCGAGGAGAAGCCGGCCAAGAUCAACCGCGUGCCCGAGGACGACGCCGCCGGCGGUGGCUGGCUGGCCCGCGUCGAGGUGGACGAGCAGGGUCUCAAGGAGUUUGAGGGGCUGUUGGACCUCGAGGCUUACAAGGAGUUCACCGCUACCUUGCACGAGUAGAUGCGAUAAGGAAGGCAUUCCCAUUUUCGGAUGGGGGCGCCAUCAUUCGGCGGGAUGUUCUCUUUAAAAGUCCGAAUCAAUUUGGGUCGAGACCGGGGGAAUGGAUGCAGCCGUAUAGCGUAUGGUGGAGGAUGGAAGUGACGAGUUCAACCUGGUUCCAUUGUUCAUUACGCCUUCGGGCCCCGCAUGCCAAAGGGAGAUGCAGCGGACUGUCCCCAACCAGAGCCGCACAUGUUGGCGUCGGGGGUUUUGCACUGGGUUUCGGCUUUCAACGGCAGGCUAAGUAUAAUAUACAAGAGGGGCGAACGGAGAAAAUGACCGAGAAAAGAAAAAAAAGAAGCAAAACAUGCAAAGAUCAAAUGCAAAGCAAUUCCGAGCCAUUUUUCCAGGGC
This is a messenger RNA of Sodiomyces alkalinus F11, 992 nucleotides long. Its product is annotated as glycine cleavage H-protein. The record is from RefSeq and is a predicted model, not a curated record. Gene Ontology annotation, biological process: glycine decarboxylation via glycine cleavage system; protein lipoylation. Bases 64 to 600 code for a protein of 178 amino acids. NCBI's taxonomy places the organism in Eukaryota, Fungi, Ascomycota, Sordariomycetes, Glomerellales, Plectosphaerellaceae. Gene Ontology annotation, cellular component: mitochondrion; glycine cleavage complex; cytoplasm. The transcript has 2 exons.